GUUUCAGUGAUUAAUAGCUUGAAAGGACGGUCGGCUCGCUCAGCAACGGAACACCAACAUCCCGAAUGACGGAUCUGUCAUGGCUAACAUCUUGAAAAACCAAAUCAUCAAGCAUCUUUCCAAAUUCGCUCGAAAUUUGAAACCUGAACAGAUCUCGCUGGAUGUAUUGAAGGGGAAGAGCAAACUCGAGUUCAUAGAGCUCAACGAAGAAGUACUUACGGACGUACUGGAAUUACCGUCAUGGCUGAGGAUAAAGCGAGCAUACUGCAUCGGAGUGACUGUAAGUGUACCGUGGACUAGGCUAAAAAGUUCUCCUGUAGAAAUUUUUGUUGAUGAAAUUAAUGUCGAAGUAGUGUUAACGAGUGAGUCUCCUUCUAGGAAGCAAGAUCGUCAUGUAAGUACUCUUUCCGAGAAUUCGUCUUACGGGUUUGCCGACAAAGUCAUCGAAGGCUUGUCCUUAUACAUCAAUACCGUUGAAAUCAACUUUGACUCGGAUGCUUUUGGAGGGUCAUUCAUGCUUUCGAGACUCUCUGUAGAGAGUAGAACGCCUGGAUGGCAAACCGCUCAAGAUCUGAGACAAAGUCGAAUCAAUUGUCCUGCUAUCUGCAGAGCUCUGGUAUUCAAGCAGAUUUCCUGGCAGCUACUUCGUAUAGAAGCUUCGGCGAAAGCGGACAGGAAUGAGAAACGUUGUACGAUAAAUGCACCUCUCAGAUUGAUAACUAGUGGUGGUAAAAUUCGACUGGCGCUCAAGAAGAACACCAACGAUGGCACCGUCGUGAACGCACAAAUUCAUAUGCUCCUUGAGGAUAUAUUAUGGGUGGCAACAUUGCCACAACUUCGUUCUGCUAUAGCAUUUUCUUCGUAUCUAAUGAGUCUAGUUCGGCAGUGUGAAAAGGACUAUCCUCCAACACCGCCGGUACCUACAAAAACCAUAGAAACAAGUGUUCCAAAUGGUCAAGCUAUCACUGUGUCUAACACCUACCGAGCUUUCGAUUUUGACCAGACGUCUCAUCAUUUGCACAUCAAGAAGGUUGAUCUUCAUCUAUGCGACGAUGCGCAUUCCAGUAUGACUUAUCCACCUGGUUGGGAUAUUGAAAGCGGUGCUAUGCAAGUCACACUUUAUCGGGUGCUUAUAGACGUCUAUCCCAGAACAUUAGCCUCGUGUGACAGAAGCCAUUGGCCUCGAUAUUCUGCGCCUAAUGAUUUUACUCGAUGGUUAGAAACAAGGCUAGCGCAGCAGUUUACUGCAUUUUGCACAGGAACAGAUGAAGCUGGCCGUACUAGAUUGGUGCAGUGUUGGCCACAGCUGAUGUCUUUCAACGUUGUGCUCCGAAUACAUGACCUCACUAUUCAAUGCGUUUCUGAUGCCAACUCAAAAAGGGAGAGUCUGCAGAAUAUGUUCGCUAGCGAGCGACACCUGCGCUCAUUACCCAACGAUCAGUAUAUAUUUCACCUCGAAUUCUCUCUCUUCACACAUCCCAUGUCUAACACUUUGUCAGUUCCUGCACCUGCUAGUUUCCUACAACUCGGACCGUUUUCUAUGUUAUUAGACAAAAGAACAUUGCGAUGGUGUCUUUACGUAGUGCACAACCUGUCUACAGCUUUCGAGCAAUCCCUUGGUUUCGACAUGGAACCUUCUCCACAUUCCGACCUUCGUGUGGAUCUACUUAUGCCCAAGAUUAUCAUACCAUUUCCAUCUCCUUCGUCUGACGACCGACGCUUCCCUCUUCGUUUGCUGAUUUCUUUUUCUACUCUAUCUGUGUCAAACACACAAUUCGAUAGCGACAUAUUCAAACCGUUUGAAAUGCUCAACAAGGCAACUAUAUCAUUCGUAACGAAAACGGAAUUACUUGGUGGGCGCUCGACACUGGUCGAUGACAUGACACAACUUACUGGAUCGAGCCACCCUAAAGGAGUGAAAGACCUAUUCUGGCUGCGUACAUCUCCUGCCUGGAUUGACACUGAUCAUGGUGCCAAUACUAAGUCAUUGCCAGUCAUAUCAGACGUUUGUUUUUCUGGCGUCAUUCUCGCAAGAACGGAUCAGCUAAAUGUUUAUGUCGAGCCAACCACUCAAAUUAGCGCAGUCGUUGAUCACUUUCAGUUUCUUCAACUAACGAGGUUAUCUACGUCACUGUCUGACUUUCUCGACAUAUUGACUGCGGACCAGAAGCAUUUUGAUUCGGAGCGCAGCUCCACCUCACCAACCGUCUCUGUUGUAGUGGCUGUCAAACAGGCAAGAGCGAACAUAUUGCUAACCAUGGGUCCAAUGCCAUCGCCAUACGAUAAUUGUCCAGCCGUGACAGAGAGCAUUUUAGAUAAUUUAUCAGCUCCAUCAGGACCGAGUCGCAAUAACACUCCACGAAGCACACCAGCGCCUCCUCCAGUUGAACCGCCAAAGCCGACUCCAACGCGGGUGGUCGAGUCUUUUCCAGAAUUCAAGGCUGCGCCGGAUUACGAUGCUUCCUCUUUCAUUGACGAUUCCACAUCGAUCACCACAUCAACUGAAGACGAGAAUUUUGAGAUGGACAUCGUCCCAGAAGAGGAUGAUCUGGACUUGGCGGAUAUAGCAGAGGACGCGGCGGCCAUUGAUGAUGCUAUCAUUAAUGAUCGAAUAUACAAGGUUUUGAUGGCUAGACAAGGGAAUAUUCUCAUAGUAGAUUUGGUGACGGUAAUCGUAAUACUCAAUGUUCACAACAAGAACACAUUAGUGCUGGGAAAAGUUGACAAGGUCUUGGCGUCACAAAAAUUGAAUGUAGCUAGAUACGAGGCUUAUGAAGAUUUCCGUAAAAAAGGCAUAAGCAUGGAGAACAAGCGUGCAUCUGAUCCGGAGGUUAUGUUUACUGUAUCUUCGCCUGCGCAAACACCGACAACUCGUGUGCAGAUUGAUCUAAAUGGUAUAACUGCUCAAAUAGAUGACGAGAUUCUUUCACAUUGGUCAGCUUUUGUUCAAGACGAUGAAGUGACGAAAAGCAAAGUUCGUGUCGUUAUAAAUAUCUCUGAUACGAUUGUUGAGAUUCAGGAUCGCAAAAAGAAGAAACCGAUGCGUUUAAAAAUCAAGCAGUGCAUUGUCGAACAUGAAGAAGACCAUAAUGAUACCUGAGCAGCAACUUGCUUUCUUAGUUCUGAGGCAUUAUCUUACAAAAGAUUUUUAACCACGUUCUGCGUCAUAUUCCGUCCCUUACGUCUAAUAACAUAUUCACUAUAUCGUUACAAUAAAUAAUAGGGUACAUGGAAGCUCAAGGUGGGCCAUCUGUGAUCUUUGAGUUUAGUAUUAUGAACCUGGUUUGUUGAAUGCGCUUUGUGUAACGGAUGUAGUGUAAAAAAAUCACUUCAUUCUUGAAUAUGUACAGAAUUCAGCGAGUAUCUACAUUUUUAGUUUCUGUUGAAAUUUGAGCUGUAAACUUUGUUUUGAUGUGAUACUGUAAUGUCUUCUAUAUCAUUCGUCUCACUUUCACUACUGUCAUCACAUUUAUAAUAGGAGUAUUUGUAUAUUUUGAGUAGCGUGAUUGUCCUGUUCUACAAUGUGAUGAAAUAGAUUUAUAUAGUAUCAAAGAUGUUCAGUUGAGUUAAAGCGUACAGGAUAUGCGUAAACUCUACAUAUGCGCCUCCUGUUAUAUCCGGACCGUUUGUUAGUAAUUCCUUUCUCUUGGACGUACACAUACGAUGUAGUUCUGUGGAACAGCCGUCAUACCUUCGUUUCUGACUAGACUCGGUAAUUGUACACCUUCU
Cylicocyclus nassatus is the source of this 3729-nucleotide messenger RNA. The record is from the annotation of a GenBank genome assembly. NCBI's taxonomy places the organism in Eukaryota, Metazoa, Nematoda, Chromadorea, Rhabditida, Strongylidae.